AUGAAAUUAAUUUUUUACUCUAUAAAAUGUGUUAUUAUUUUGUGGUACAUAUCUGAGAUUUUUAUAAAAGCUAAUGUUAUUAAAAUAUUUAAAAAUAUAAGAUACUUUAUAUCCGUUAAAAACAAUAAAACGUUUAAAAUAAAAAAAAAAAUUAACUUACAUAAUACAAAGACUAUAAAAAUGAGUGAAAUGGAGCAUUCGUUUAUCGAUAUAGGAUCAAAUUUAGCAGAUAAAAUGUUCGAUGGAAUAUACAAUAAGAAAAAACAUGAAAAUGAUUUAAAAUAUGUUUUGAAUAGAGCCAAGUAUAAUAAUGUAGAGAAAAUCAUAAUAACAUGUACAUGUAUCGAAGAUAUUGAUAAAUCUUUAAACAUUUGCGAAACAUAUGACCCUAAAGGGGAAUUUCUUUUUUUAACUGCUGGAGUUCACCCUACAAGUUCCUAUGAAUUCGUAGAUAAAAAUAAAAUUGAGGAACAUAAUAUGAUAGCAAAAAAUGAAUUUGAAGAUUUUUUAAAAUAUUUUAAAAAUGAAUCCAAUAAAGAACAACAAGAAAUUAAUAACUUGGAAUGUGACAUAAAAAAUCAGGAUCUAAAAGUAGACAAAAAUACAUUAAAUGGUGAUUUAUAUAUUCCUGGAUUUGUAUAUAAUGAACAAGAUCAAAAUUAUUUAGAUAAAUUAAAAGAAAAAAUAGAAAAACAUAGCAAUAGAAUUGUAUGUAUAGGAGAAAUGGGAUUAGAUUUUGAUAGAUUACAUUUUUGUCCCAAAUAUAUUCAAAUUAAAUAUUUUAUAUAUCAAUUAAAAUUAGUUCAAAUGUUUAAAUUGCCAAUUUUUUUACAUAUGAGAAAUUGCUCAGAUACAUUUUUUGAAAUCUUAGAAAAAUAUAAACCUUUAAUUGAACAAGUUGGAGGAGUUAUUCACAGUUUUACAGAUAAAGAAGAAAUUAUUCAAAAAAUAACAAAUUAUAAAAACUUAUAUAUAGGAAUAAAUGGUUGUUCUUUAAAAACAGUUGAAAAUAUUAAUGCCGUUAAAAAAAUACCAAUGGAUCUUUUAUUAUUAGAAACAGAUGCUCCUUGGUGUGGUAUAAAAAAAACACAUGCUUCAUACCAUUAUAUUAAAGAUAAAUAUGAAAAAAGAAAUUACACAAACUUAAAGAAAAUUAAAAAUAUACUUCAAUGUGAUGAUACUAUUAUAUUUAAGGAUAGGAACGAGCCAUAUAAUAUUGUAGAUAUAGCCGAAAUAACAUAUAAAAUAAAAGGAGAAAACAUGUCAUUUAAUUCAUUUUGCCAAAAGGUAAGAUGCAAUACAGUAAAACUAUUUAAAAAGUUAAGGUAA
Messenger RNA from Plasmodium yoelii, 1329 nucleotides. Its product is annotated as TatD-like deoxyribonuclease, putative. Gene Ontology annotation, cellular component: cytosol. The transcript has 5 exons. The record is from RefSeq and is a predicted model, not a curated record. Gene Ontology annotation, molecular function: 3'-5'-DNA exonuclease activity. NCBI's taxonomy places the organism in Eukaryota, Apicomplexa, Aconoidasida, Haemosporida, Plasmodiidae. Bases 1 to 1329 code for a protein of 442 amino acids.